UGUCAAACCACCUUUUCCCCUUGCUGUCUAUAAGACCACUGUCACGUCAUCUCCGCAUCACCUCCUACCUCGCUUUUCUAGCUAGAUGCUAAGCACUGGUAUUCGUGCUCCUAGCAGUCAGUUUGAAAAGCAUCGCGAACCGUCAAGAUGAAGACUGAAUCUGUCAUCCAAUUCAACAGUAACAUGGUUCUGUUGAAGAUUUGCGUGUGGACCAGUCUCAUGUUGGUCCUCCCUCAGUGUACGUAUCAGUCAUGCACAGAAGGAACACCCAGACAGUGCGUAGAAGCAGAAUUUGCUCCAGGUACCAAUCUGGCCGGGGAAGGUUUCGACAUCACCAAAAUGGAACGCAAGGGUGCCUUUGUGCUUGACAUGAAUAAGUGGAAACGAAAGGACAAAACAUGCACACUGUGUACCAACUCCUAUCUGGAGAACAAAAAGCAAAAACUGCCCUUGUCGGUGUUGGACUGGAGGACAAAACAGUUCUGCAGUAUGAAAGUGGCCACUAAACUUCACAAAUCCAGUGAGUCUCUACUCAGUUCCACCACAUCUUCUGUUGAAAACAACUGGAAAGUUGGCCUAGAAUUUAGUAAGAAUGACAAAGGAGCCUCGCUGAUGCUGGCUGGAACCCAUUCUAAACUAGCUGAGUACUCUAUGGAGAAAACAAAGAAUGACAAGUUCAGCUUCUCAAGUCAAAGCAUGUCCUGUGAGUACUACAGCUACAGAGUGUCCAGCACUCCCAGGUUGCACAGAGAAUUUCAUAAAGCAGUGAAGCAGCUCCCCAAAAUCUACAGCCCAGGAACCAAGCAACGAUUUUACAAACUGAUUGACACCUUUGGCACGCAUUACAUCACCAAGGUGAAACUGGGGGGAAGAGUUGAAUCUGUGACCAGCAUCAGGCAGUGUCAAGCAAGCCUACAAGGCCUCAGCGUGGAGGAAGUGGAAAUGUGUCUGGAAGCUGAGGCAUCUGCGAGCAUCAAAGUUGAAGUAAAAACUGAAAUGAAACACUGCCAGAAGGAUGCUAACAAGAUGGAAAACAAAAAUUCUUUCUCCAGCCUCUUCAAUGACAGGUUCACAGAAAUAAAGGGGGGCCAUACCACAGAGCCAGACCUUCUCUUCUCUGCUGACAAAAAUCCAUCAGCCUACAAAGAAUGGCUGAACACAUUACCACAGAAUCCAGAUAUAAUCUCAUAUUCCCUGGACUCUCUGCAUGAAUUAUUGCCUGUAAACACAUUUGUCCGGAAAAACCUGCGCUCUGCCAUUAGCCAUUACAUCCUGGAGAAAGGCCUGAUGAAGAACUGCAGCGACCGUUGUCAGGUUGGUAUUAAGAGCGACUCGAAGGAUUCAUGUGUGUGCCAUUGCCACAAUGAACCUGCUGUGAACACGGAUUGCUGCCCAACACGUAAGGGCAUGGCACGGGUCAUUGUAACAGUUCAACGAGCCGCUGAUCUAUGGGGAGACCACAGCACAGCCACAGACGGAUAUGUCAAGGUGUUCUUUGGCAGAGAGAUGGUCCGCCGUACUCAUGUCAUUCAAAAUAACAACAACCCACACUGGGCCAUAGUCGAAGACCUGGGCCCCCAGGAUCUGUCUGGAGGAAACAAAUUGAGAUUUGAAGUGUGGGAUCAGGACAACAACUGGGACGAUGACUUGUUAGGAGAAUGUGAGCAGGUUCUGUCUGCAGGAGUAAAGGAGGAUCUGUGUAAUUUGCAGCAUGGCAGGCUGUACUUCAAAUGGGAAGUGAAGUGUGCUCCAAGUCUGAGUGGAAAAACAUGUAUGGAGUAUAAACCAACACCUAUGAGUCAAAGUCUGAAGAAGUUGUACGUGUCACGUCAUUCACAUCCUAUUCCAAAGGCCAUCCUAUUAGAGAUGGGUGUGUUUGCCAAUGAAUCAAGUUCAUGGAAAAAUCAGUCUUACUUCUGAGAGUCAAAUGUAUGAUGUCAAAUAACCCAUGACUGGUUUUACCGAGGCAGAAUUGAAACAUGAUUCAUUUAAUUUGGUGUGCCGAUGACAUUAAUUUAAUCAAAAGGGUUUCUCAAACCAGUAUCACGAUAAAUAAGAUGGGGAGUAAAAAAUGGCUAGAUAUUAUUCAAAAUGUUUAGCUUUUGCUUGCAGUUUUUUAGCAUUUGUCCCACAACAGUCUCCAUAUAUAUUUGUAUAAUUAUUUUGACACUUAUUAAUGUUGGAUGAGUGAAAUAUUCAGAUCACUGGAAUGUAUUGUUUUCAAUCCAUUUGUCAAUUUUGUUGUAUAUUUAUCUAUUUGUUUCUUUUAGUGUCAGUUAUAAAUGUACUAUAUGUAUCGGAAAUUAAGCAGCAUUGCCUUUGUACAUCAUAUCAUAAGCAGCAGAUCAUAUAAAAGUCCCCGCAGGUCAGUUUGAUUGAUAUAGCUUCUACUUACAACCUGAAAAACCGAAAUAACAUGUUUGCAGACAGAUGUACUGCAUUUUAUUGUGUCUACAAAACAUUUACAACAUGUAAUAGUGUGUGUAAUGUAUUUAGUCACAGUAUCAUUUUUAGGAUUUUUGACACGCUGGUUUAUCUACAAUAAAGACAUUCGUAUUG
Mugil cephalus (flathead mullet) is the source of this 2559-nucleotide messenger RNA. RefSeq names its product perforin-1-like. The transcript is spliced from 5 exons. NCBI's taxonomy places the organism in Eukaryota, Metazoa, Chordata, Actinopteri, Mugiliformes, Mugilidae. The coding region runs from base 148 to 1920 and encodes 590 amino acids. The record is from RefSeq and is a predicted model, not a curated record.